CAGCUGUUUAUUUGAUGAUGCCGGUUGUCAUUAAUUUAUUUAAAUUUUUAUUAUUAUAAUAAUCCAUUAUCUUUUAUUAAGUAAUAAAAAAGUUAUCAAUACAUAAGGCCAUCGCCCUAUUUAUCAAUAAUUAAAAUAGAUUAGAAGUUCAAGCAAUUUUUAUUUGAAAUUGUUCUAGUGUCAAGACCAAAGCCGAACAGUCGCAAUGUCUUUUAAAAUCAAGAUUGGUAUAAUAGGAGGAUCAGGAUUAGACAAUCCCGACAUACUCAAAAACAGAUCAGAAAAACGAGUAACAACCCCAUUUGGACCGCCUUCUGAUGCCUUAAUUGAAGGCGACAUUGAAGGCAUCCCUGUUAUAAUUCUAGCCAGGCACGGAAGAAACCACGAUAUCAUGCCAACCAACGUAAACUAUAGAGCCAAUAUAUGGGCCCUUAAACAAGAAGGUUGCACCCAUGUGAUUGCCACUAAUGCGUGCGGGUCUCUUCAAGAAGAAAUCGCUCCUGGGGAUUUGGUGGUGAUUGAUAAUUUUAUUGAUAGGACCACCAAAAGGCAGCAGACAUUCUAUGAUGGUGAUGAAAAUCAUCCCAAAGGUAUUUGCCAUAUGCCAAUGGAACCUGCAGUUUGUUUGCAUACUAGAAAAGUUAUUUUGGAAACUGCUAAAGAAGUUAAUUUGAAAGUCAGGGAUGGUGGUACUAUUGUUGUAAUUGAAGGUCCUAGAUUUUCUAGUAAAGCUGAAAGUAUGCUUUAUAAAAGUUGGGGAGCGCACUUGGUUGGAAUGACUUCUGUACCAGAGGCAGUUUUAGCUAAAGAAGCUGGUCUAUGCUAUGCAGUUAUAGGCAUGGCCACAGAUUAUGACUGCUGGAGGGACACUGGCAAUAAAGUAUCUCACAAAUACGUUCUGGAGAUUUUUCAACAAAAUGUCAAAAAAGUCUUACAAAUACUGUUGGCUCUGGUACCUAGGAUGGCUAAAGAGGAUUGGGCAAAUACUGUACAAGAAGCACAAACUCUUGUAAAGGACAGUGUUUAUUUGCAUUGUAACUGUAACACUGGAACACUGUAAUUUGAGUCUCAUGAUUAAAAGCUUCUAGAUAUGUAUUUUUUUUUGCAUAUUAUACAGGGUGUUUGGAAUAACUUGAAGUCAGGGUUGCCAAACAAUUUUCUCUACUUUGAUGGGUAUUUCCAUAUAAAAAUUAACACAGAAAAAUCCUAUUAAAAUAUUCAAAAGAGAAGAAAAAAGCUUUCUAAAAUGUUGAAAGUUCAGAAGUGUUCAAAAUUCAAUUGCCUAUCCAGUAUUAUACAAUAGGCCAGAUUGUUGCCCACCCUGCUUGAAGUAGAUUCAUACAUAGGGAUUUCCGAAACUAUUAAAGAUACAGGGGGAAGAAGUUUCUCUCUGGGAUUAUUUUGACCUUCACUAUGCUAACGAAAGGGUGAGGCUAAAAAUGAAGUUUUUUUACUUCAAUAAAAGUUUUUAUAUUUUCCAGCAUUUUACAAUUAAUUGAACACAUUGUUUUUUACAUAAUUAAUUAAUUUCAUAAAUUAUUAACAUUUAAAAAGAAAUAAUAUUUACACGACAUAGCAAUUGCACAAAUUUAGAGUUACAAAUUAUCUACAAGAAAUUCUCAAUGACCAAAUUGAAAAUUCAAAUACUAUUGGUAUCUAUGGCAUUUUGUUUACUGGUGGACAACAAUUGUCCGGCUUCCGUACACGAUCUGCAACAGAAUUUCGCGUAGUACUUGUGAUUGCAAAAUUGCGCUUUCACUAUCAGCUUGCAGUUGGCAAAGAAUUGAUUGUCUGUACAACUUGGAUGAAUGUACAUUC
Messenger RNA from Ceutorhynchus assimilis (cabbage seed weevil), 1818 nucleotides. Lineage: Eukaryota; Metazoa; Arthropoda; Insecta; Coleoptera; Curculionidae. The record is from the annotation of a GenBank genome assembly.